Parnassius apollo (apollo) is the source of this 711-nucleotide messenger RNA. The record is from the annotation of a GenBank genome assembly. NCBI's taxonomy places the organism in Eukaryota, Metazoa, Arthropoda, Insecta, Lepidoptera, Papilionidae.
AUGGAAUAUUUUAGAAAUUUAGAAGAGACUUUGAAAGAUGUUGCUCCAUCAAAUAUACUCAAUUUUGACGAAACAAAUUUAACAGAUGAUCCAGGAUCUUCAAAAUGUAUAUUUAGGCGAGGAGUAAAAUAUCCCGAACGAGUGCUCAACUCAACUAAAGGAGCCAUUUCGCUGAUGUUCUCAGUUACAGCGAACGGGAGCUUGCUACCUAUUUACGUUGUCUAUAAGGCAGAGAAUUUAUAUUCUGAAUGGAUACAGGGCGGACCGCGUGGUACUAUGUAUAACCGCACAAGAUCUGGAUGGUUUGAUUCUUUUGUUUUUGAAGAUUACUUUAACACAACUAUUAUGGAUUGGGCAAAGUCUUUACCUGGUAAAAAGGUCAUUAUAUGCGAUAAUUUAUCAAGCCACUUAAAUGUGAGUGUUAUCGAAUUAUGUGAGUGUCACAAUAUUCAGUUUGUUUUCAUUCCAUCUAGCUCGACACACAUAACACAACCCCUUGACGUCGCUUUUUUUGCACCACUUAAAAAAGUGUGGCGAGCAAUAUUACUCAAGCAUAAAAUGGAAAAUCCCAACCAAACUACUCUGAAUAAGAAUCAUUUCCCAAAACUUUUACAUUCUUUAGUUGAUCAAGUUGAAAUAUAUUCAUCUAAAAUAUCAAAAGCGGAUUCAGAGCCACGGGGAUCUACCCAUUCAACCCAAGAGAAGUACUGA